This is a messenger RNA of Pelobates cultripes (western spadefoot toad), 231 nucleotides long. Lineage: Eukaryota; Metazoa; Chordata; Amphibia; Anura; Pelobatidae. The record is from the annotation of a GenBank genome assembly.
AUGUCUCAGACUGCGCUCCGAGGUCCUCUGACGGAGCUCCGAGGUCCUCUGACGGAGCUCCGAGGUCCUCUGACGGAGCACCGAGGUCCUCUGACGGAGCACCGAGGUCUUCUGACGGAGCACCGAGGUCCUCUGACGGAGCACCGAGGUCUUCUGACGGAGCACCGAGGUCCUCUGACGGAGCACUGUGUCCCUCUGUUGAAGCACUGCGGUCCGCUGACGGAGCACUGA